Messenger RNA from Tetrahymena thermophila SB210, 2316 nucleotides. RefSeq names its product heterochromatin protein. Gene Ontology annotation, cellular component: pericentric heterochromatin. The record is from RefSeq and is a predicted model, not a curated record. Gene Ontology annotation, molecular function: chromatin binding. Gene Ontology annotation, biological process: negative regulation of transcription by RNA polymerase II; chromatin organization. The transcript is spliced from 4 exons. NCBI's taxonomy places the organism in Eukaryota, Ciliophora, Oligohymenophorea, Hymenostomatida, Tetrahymenidae.
AUGUUAAUUAAAUUGAAUUUCAGUUUAGUAUUUAUCACGCUAAUUAUUAGCUUAGUUAUUGUUUAUAUUAGCUAAACUCGUAAACUUAAUAAAUAAAAAUUUUUCUUAAUUAAUUACAUAAAUUAAAAAAAACCUUUUGUGUAGAUGUUCACUGUAAAGCAACAGGCACUAAAUAAAAUUUAAAGUAAGUAGGCUUAACUUCCUAAAAAUACAUAAGAUUCCCUUCAAUAAAUGCUUGCUUGGGAUUAAGAGUUUCUUGCAUCAAAGGAUAAGCUGUUUAAAAAUAAGCAUUAAUACUAAGGGAACGGUGGUUCAGCUUUGCUAUUGAAUUUAAACACUAACAAAAAGACAAAUUUAUAACAACAGUAACAACAGUAGAAUUAAAUCUAACCAACAUAAAUGAGCUAAAUUUCGUAACAUGAACUAAGGUAGUUGUAAAAAAAAAGAAAAUUGCAAGAAUUAGCAAGAGAAAAUAGUAAAAUUUUAAAGUCAUAAAAGUAGCAAUAAAAAGAAAAUAAUGAGUAAAUAGAUUCAUCUUAGGACGCCUCUGACGAAUAUGAAGUUGAAAAAAUUGUUGAUAAAAAAAUUGAAAAUGGAUAAAUAUUUUACAAAGUGAAGUGGAAAGGUUGGGAUAGUACUUACAAUACUUGGGAACCUGAAAAUAAUCUUUUUAGAGUAUCUGAAAUGAUUGAAGAGUACGAAGCUUCAAAAAAAUAUUAAAAAAGAUAAAAUUUCCCAAAAUAAGUAGAUUCUGGGAGUAGUGAUUUGGAAGAUAACGAUAAAAAGUAAAAUUCAGCUCCAAAAAAAGGAGAAACUUCAAAUUAAAUAAAUUAAAGUAACCUAUAAAAUAAAAAUGAGAGUUUGUCAAAACUUUAGUAGAGUUAGUAAAAAAUUUAAUCUAAUGUAAUAAAAAGUAGAUAGCCUUCUAAUAAUACACCAAUAACCCCAAAAGAAUAACAAGAUAGACUUUAUAAAGAAAAUUUAACUGCAAAUAAAUAGAAUAAUGCAAAAGAAAUGGAUACAUACGAAAAGAAUUAAAAUAUGAGCAAUAGCUAAAUUUAACUUGAAAAAAAUAAAUAAUUUUAUUAAUUGCUGAUGAAUUAAAAAUCAUAAUCUGCUUCUUCUACUUCUGCUUUAAUUCCACCACAAAAACAGAAUUAAAAGAAUUUAGAAGAAACAUAAAAUUUGUAAAACAAUAUAAAAAAUUAAGAAAAAAAGAUUGCUAACAACAUAGAAUAAUUAGAUCUAGAGGAUGAUAAUCUUGAAGUUGAAAAAGAUUAUUCUUAGUAAAUUCAUCAAAAGUCACAAAACAAAGAAAAAUCAUUUGAAGAAAAUGAAGAUGGAAAUGAGGACGACAAAGAAUACAUUUUUGAAGCCAUACUUGAUAAGCGUUAAUUAGAGGGAUAAGAAGUCGAAUAUUUGCUGAAAUUUUCUAACCAUGAUAAACCUGAGUGGGAACUGAUAAGUAAUUUAGAAAGCAUAGAAGAAGAAAUAAAAGAAUAUGAAGAAGGGUUAAAAAGGGCUUAAGAAAAAGCUAUUUUGCUAUCAUAAUAAGAAAAUUUAGAUUAAUAAAACUUGUAAUUUGAAGAGGUUUAAUAAGACAAAGAAUUUAUUAGUUAAACUGAACCUGCUACAAGUUUAACAACUAUGCAAAGUCUAGUUCAUUAAAAUAAAGAAAAUUAAUCUUAAGUAAAUCAUCAGACUAAAAAAAAUAAGAUUGUCCCUGAAUAAAUAGAUGUGGACUGCUCAGAUGAUUAAUUUGAACAAGAGGUUUAAAAAAAUUAAAUGGAUAUUUAAUCUAAUUUAAGCCCAUAAAAUUCUAACCAAAAUAUCAAUUAUUAACCAGACUAAUAGAAAAAAGAUAAAUAAACUAUUGGCUCUGAAUUGAAUAGUAAAUAAAAAUAGUAAUAAUUAAAUAUCCAGCAAGUACUUCCUUGCUAAACUAAAAUAUUAGAAAAUGUAAUCUAAAAUUAAUAACCAUUUAAUUUAAUUAAUCCUUUACUUAAUAACACUUCUCUUCAGCAGCUAGCAAAUAUUUCAAACCCUAUUAAUUACACAUAAAAUUAUAACUUUAGCUAGGAAAUUGGAUGCUUUUAUAAAGGUGAUCAAAGAUUUUCUAUUGAACCUUGUGACUAAUCUACUCUACAAGAUCUUUCUAAGACUACUUUCAAAGUUAUGUGGAAACCAAGAGUUAAUGGUUGUGUACCUCUACCAAGUCUAAUAUCUUACUAAAUGCUAAAAGAACAUGAUCCAGUAGGCUUGGUUUUAUUUUUUGAAAAUCUAAUAUAGAAAUAAUAGUAAUAAAUAGCUAAAUGA